GGCAGUUGUCAUGGCUUCUACGACCACCAUGAACAACUGGAUCGAGCAGCUCGCUGUCUCCCUUAUUCCAUCAUCAGCUGAUCCCGCCGACCAACGUAAACACAAAGAAACUUUUGCCAGGAGGAUCAAGCACCAUGGCCAUGCCCGGACAAAUCAAUUUGCUGUCGCAGAGACGCUCACGGGACUUGAAGAGAAGUUUCAAGUUCUCAACCUGGACGAUCUGGCUCAGGCGUUAUAUACGCGACGACAGGAACUGGAAAAGUACCAACAUCGCUGGAUACCAGACGCUCUGGAUCUUUUGCUACAUUUAUCCGAUAAUCCCGCGAGAUAUAGUCGGGUCGAGAACCUUCCUGAGUUUCAAUCCCAGUCGGAAAAAGCGGGUCCGUUGAGAUGGGCCGAUGUUGAAGUUGAUGAUCCAAUUGAUCACCAGGACGACAUAUGGAUGGUCCCCGAGUACAGCGACUUCAGCUCUGAUGAGGACGAAGCUGUGAUAUCGAGCAAUUCGACGUCCCCAGAGACUGUUUUUGAGAGACACAAGGGCGAAUUUGAUCGCGAGCAUCUCUUCGACCACGGCGAUGCUGCAGACGAUGAUUCUGCGCGUUCUAAGCUUGAGAAUUCACAAUUCUGGCGCGAUCAAAGCCAAGUCGUUGCUAUCACCGAGAGACAAGCCAUAAGGGAGACCCUCUUCAUGUUUAUCGGUCUCAAAACGUCCAUCUUUAAAGUGUCUGACCGCGGGAUCCGCGUGGACCCGAAGUAUCAGAUUGCCCAUUUGGGCUCUGAGACAUCAAGGGCGGUGUUGAGCGAUGCUGGACUGAUCGGCUCAGAAAUUGCAUGGAUACGCCGCUGGCUUUCGGCCGGGCAGGACUCGAACGUGAUGCAGCUUUUGCGAAGCCGCAUUCGGGACAUUCUGGAAUCGUUUGACUGUACGAUAUGUCAGAUGCAAGAUAAUAUCUUACACGAACGCUCCUCUAACGGCGUCCUCAGCCUACUUCAGGCUCUUCAAACCAUCAAGCAGAGGGCUAUCCCCUUAAUUGACAUCCUGAGAGUUCUGCCACGAUUCGCUCACAAUGAUCCUGUCUCGGCUCUAAACGCUUUGCAUGAGCAGAUCGAACUUGCCAGCGCUUCUGGCGCAGCCCUCGCUUUGAGGACACUGACCCCUUUGUUCCUCUCGGCUCUGAAACUCUACUCCGUCCCAGUAGAUACCUGGUUACUCACGGGGAGGAUUGAAGAUACGAGCACAUUCUUCAUCAACAAAACCAGCAAGCCACGCAAUGCAACCACUUUAUGGCAUGACUGGUUUGCACUAUCCGAUGACGACAAGCACAUGCCAGUCUUUCUUAGACCAUUCGUCUCGCAUAUCUUCGCCGCCGGCAAAACUGCUGCUUUCCUGCAGCACUUACAACAAAAGUCGCUGGACAAUGGCAGUGGCUCCCUGGGUUUUCGUGGCGCGGUUACGGAAACAGCAUAUCUUCAAGAACACUCGGCGAUACCAUUGUUAUCGGCCACUCUAGAGGCUGUCUUCAACAAGCACUUGACAAGCUUACUCGCGACAUCCACCGCAGCUCUCAAGGACGUCCUCGAGUCGGCCUGCGGGCUCAACAAGCUCCUCGACGCCUUCGACUACCUCUAUCUCGGCAAGGACGGGGUGAUUUUGGACAGGAUCGAAACCCGUCUGUUCGACCAGAUCGACCGGUGCGUGGAGAUGUGGAACGACCGCUUCCUCGUGGCCGACCUCGUGGCCGAGGCCUACCAAGCCACGCCGUGCGUCGACGCCGACAACAUCUCCGUCACCUCGUCCUACACCUCGUCCCGGAGCAUCGAAAGUCGUCGCCGCUCGGUCAAGAUCCUCUCGUCGCUCACACUGUCGUACCACCUCCCUUGGCCGGUCGCCAACAUCAUCUCACCUGCCUCGAUCACGGCCUAUCAACGGGUCGCCUUGACCCUCAGCCAGAUCCGCAGGGCAAGGUUCAUUCUCGAGCGCCGCGCCUAUUUCUACGUCCAGAACGUCCCGCUGGGCACGGAUCCGGGCGACCAGCCCUUCGCACGGGCGGUGUACAUGGCGCUCGCACACUAUGUCAACGUCCUUUAUGCUCACUUGACGAUGUGCGCAGUGGGCCCGAUGACGCGGGACAUGCGCGCUCGCCUCACGACGGGAACUAGUGUCGACGACAUGAUCGCCGCCCACGCCGCGUACGUGCGCGAUCUGGAACUGGCUUGUCUGAGCGCCCCGCGCGUCAGGCCGCUUCGCGACGCCAUGCUCGCGGUUCUGGAUCUGUGUAUUCGCUUCGCGGACGUCGUCAGUGCGCCGACUUCCACGUCCUCGUCAGCAUCUGGCCGGAGAGGGUCCGUCGACUUUGAAGCCAGCUCGUUCAUUUCGGCGAGGAGUCAUCGUCGGAGGCGUCGGCUAGGAGCGCGUAGGGGCGUCGAGUCCGCAGGUGAAGACGACGAGGAUGAUGUCGACGAAGAAGACGACUCGGGCAUGGGUGAGGGUUAUUCGACCUUCAUUCUUGACGAGGCCAGUUCGGUGCGAAAGGAGAUCCAGAGAAUCAAGGACGUUUUUGAGAGGCAUGUCACCUUUCUCCUCGCUGGCCUGAGGGGAGUCGCGAGGAGCGCUGGCGGAGUCGGUGACGGCUUGGAACUGCUCGCUGACAGCCUGGAGGGCGUUUUCCCAAAGAAACGAACCAUGUUCUCCUAACCCACAUCACCAGCACUUGCAUACGGUACGAAAGUCGGGAGAUAGGCACGAAUGACCUUGGUUUUUGACAUCGGGCGCGACCAACGCACAAUGAUACAAUACGUCUUUUUCUGCCUCUGAUCUACUGUACGGGUAUCAUUUGACCUUUUU
Messenger RNA from Exophiala oligosperma, 2845 nucleotides. RefSeq lists its product as uncharacterized. Gene Ontology annotation, cellular component: gamma-tubulin complex; spindle pole; centrosome. Lineage: Eukaryota; Fungi; Ascomycota; Eurotiomycetes; Chaetothyriales; Herpotrichiellaceae. Gene Ontology annotation, molecular function: microtubule minus-end binding; gamma-tubulin binding. The record is from RefSeq and is a predicted model, not a curated record. Gene Ontology annotation, biological process: cytoplasmic microtubule organization; spindle assembly; microtubule nucleation. The coding region runs from base 11 to 2695 and encodes 894 amino acids. The transcript has a single exon.